AUAUCAUACACCCUUUAGCAGCCUAUGACACGAAAUAAAGGUAGGGUUGAAAGAAAGAGGGGUAUUGCAGCGUAUGCUCACUGACUCACUGGGUAUGCGCGUGAAGGAUCCUGCAAAUGGGGAAGAUUCCAGUUUUUCGCUCCUUCCAGACCAGCAUUUUGGUUCUGACGCUACUUCGCAGCUUCGAUGCAAUGGUUUUGGCCGAAGAUGGGUUAUUGAGCAAUGGCGAUUUUGAGAGUUCAGCGAGCGGGAAUGGGACAUGGCAGCAGGGGACGGGAGAUGGGGUGGAGUCGCUGGAUAGCUGGAGCAUCCAGGGCACGGUGGAGUACGUCGGGGAUGGGCAGAGGCAGGGGAAUAUGUUGCUGGUUGUGCCCGAGGGGAGGCACGCUGCGCGUCUCGGCAAUGAGGCGCAGAUAAGCCAGGGAAUAAAGGUGGAGAAGGGAUCCACCUACUCUCUCACCUUCGCCGCCGCUCGGACCUGCGCUCAGUUGGAGUCUCUCAAUAUCUCUGUUCCUCCGGCCUCACGGAAUAUGGAUUUGCAGACUCUCUACAGUAGCCGUGGCUGGGAUGCCUAUGCCUGGGCCUUCCAGGCUCUCUCGGAUGACGCUGAGGUCGCUUUUCGCAAUACUGGCAUGGAAGAAGAUCCUACAUGCGGCCCGAUUAUUGACGCCAUUGCUUUGAAACAGAUCACUACGCCCGAGAAGGACAAAGGCAAUCUUGUCGUGAAUGGAGACUUCGAAGAGGGGCCUUGGAUGUACCGCAACGUAUCGGCGGGCGUGCUGUUGCCGACAAAUCUGGACGUGACCACAUCGCCAUUGCCGGGAUGGAUCGUGGAAUCAAACAAGGCAGUGAGAUACAUCGAUUCGGACCACUACACGGUUCCCGAGGGAAAGAGGGCAGUGGAGCUCCUUGCGGGUAAGGAAGGAAUAAUUUCACAGAUGGUGGACACUGAACCCGGUACAAAGUACACCAUGAGCUUUCUCCUGGGAAAUGCCGGGAACAAGUGCCAGACGCCCAUGGCGGUCAUGGCGUUUGCAGGGGACCAGGCGGAUAACUUCCACUACAGUGCUCCAGCAAUCAGAAUCUAUGAACCCAACAAUGUUACCUUUACAGCCAAAGCUCAACGCACCCGCAUUGCCUUCUAUAGUAUAUACUAUAAUACGAGAACUGAUGACAGGAGUUCUCUGUGCGGUCCUGUUAUUGAUGAGGUUAAAGUGGUUGAUUUGUCCAAGUCCAGUGCGGACCCUCGCAGCUUUUUCACAGUGUAUGGGCUCCUAAGCAGUUUGUUGGUAGGACUCUCUGUGUGUCUGUGUCUGUAGGGUGUAACUACCUUUAUUGAUUUGCCAGUCAAAAGUGUGGUCUGGUGUGUGUAGUGUAGUGUGUGUAGUGUAGUGUGUGUUAGGAUAAGAAAAAGUAGGAAUCUGUAUGCUGCACCUAAAAGUGUGUGCCUUACAAUACACGGCAAUUUUGAAAUGCAUGUACUAUUACUUUUAGUCUACCAACGUAAAUAAUGUGAUGAUUUGUUGAAUUCA
Messenger RNA from Cryptomeria japonica (Japanese cedar), 1532 nucleotides. RefSeq names its product protein DUF642 L-GALACTONO-1,4-LACTONE-RESPONSIVE GENE 2. Gene Ontology annotation, cellular component: plasma membrane. NCBI's taxonomy places the organism in Eukaryota, Viridiplantae, Streptophyta, Pinopsida, Cupressales, Cupressaceae. The record is from RefSeq and is a predicted model, not a curated record. The transcript has 3 exons. Bases 117 to 1319 code for a protein of 400 amino acids.